AUGCAGACCUUUGUAAAUGUUUUUCUGGGAUUUUUUAUCUUUGAGUCUGUUGGAGCUGCACCAAUCACUGAUACCUUAAUUUAUGAUUCUGAGUUCUAUGACAUACCACUUGGAGAGCUGCCUCACUCGUUUGCCUAUGAUGAAAACAAGCAGUCUGACCAAGAAAAGAGAGAGAUUGGGACAGCACUACCUUCUAUAAUUCAAGAGAGCUAUUCUUCUGCACCAUUGACAGAAGAAUCUGAGGAAGAAGCAUCAACGCCAAAAUUAAUUGAUGGGUCUUCAGCACAUGGCUCUGGGGUUCUUGGACCCCAAACUCAAGAUGGUCUUCCCACUUGCCUUUUGUGUACAUGCCUAGGGACAACAGUCUACUGUGAUGAUCGUGAGCUUGAUGUUGUUCCACCACUGCCUAAGAAAACCACAUAUUUCUAUUCACGCUACAACCGAAUCAGGAAGAUCAGCAGAAAUGACUUUGCUAACUUAAACAAUUUAAAGAGGAUCGAUUUGACUGCAAACUUUAUAUCAGAGAUCCACGAAGAUGCCUUCCGAAGAUUGCCCCGACUUCAGGAGCUGGUGCUCCGUGACAACAGGAUAAGACAACUCCCUGAGUUACCAUCUACCUUAACAUUCAUUGAUGUUAGUAAGAAUAGGCUUGGUCGCAAAGGAAUACGUAAUGAGGCAUUUAAAGAUCUGGAUGAACUGCAGCAUCUUUACAUCACCGACAAUAACUUGGAUCGCAUUCCACUGCCACUCCCUGAAAGCCUCCAAGCUCUUCAUCUUCAGAACAACAACAUUCAAGAGAUGCACGAAGAUACUUUCUGCAAAAUGAGAGAUUUUACUUAUGUACGUAGGGCUCUUGAAGACAUCAGACUGGAUGGUAAUCCCAUCAAUCUAAGCAAAACACCUUAUGCAUACAUGUGUCUACCCCGUUUACCAGUUGGUAACCUCAUCUAAGCUUUGACAACAGCC
Molecule: messenger RNA, 966 nt
Organism: Acanthisitta chloris (rifleman)
Lineage: Eukaryota; Metazoa; Chordata; Aves; Passeriformes; Acanthisittidae
Gene: EPYC
Product: epiphycan
Exons: 6
Coding region: 1-951 (316 amino acids)
Molecular function (GO): protein binding
Source: RefSeq, a predicted model, not a curated record